Molecule: messenger RNA, 1221 nt
Organism: Malaya genurostris
Lineage: Eukaryota; Metazoa; Arthropoda; Insecta; Diptera; Culicidae
Product: regucalcin-like
Exons: 4
Coding region: 137-1153 (338 amino acids)
Biological process (GO): L-ascorbic acid biosynthetic process
Molecular function (GO): gluconolactonase activity; calcium ion binding
Source: RefSeq, a predicted model, not a curated record
UUGGUUGGAUUGGAUUAGCACUCGACCGUUGCCGGCACGUGAUUUGCUGUAGAGUGAAUCAAAACAAAUUGCAUUUUUCUUCGACGUUUUUUUUAUUCAUUCGAGUACUUGUCGGUUGAGGUUGUAUUCGUGUGAGAUGAUCAAACGCCAAGUUCAGGCCGCGGAGUCCACGGCGUUGCUGGUAUCAGUCGUAUUGUGUCUGUCGGCUGCAUCAUACAGUAUGGCAUCAGAGUUGAAGAUCGCGCAACUACCCAGUCCACUGUCCCAGCUCGGGGAAGGACCAGUCUGGGACACCGAUACACAAAGUCUGUUCUAUGUGGACAUUAUGGGGGCAGCCAUACUCCGUUACGAUUACGCGGAGAAUAAAACCUACAGUGCGACAAUUGAUGGUGUUGCCCCAAUCUCGUUGAUUAUUCUUGUCCAGGGUAAGCCGGACCAGUACGUACUCGGAACUGGGCACACGUUAACGCUCGUUAGUUGGGAUGGUCGUUCGGAGAAGGCUACCUUCGAGAAGACGAUCGGUGAUCUGGGUGAGUCGGAAAAGCAUGUCCGUUUCAACGAUGGGAAGGUCGAUCCACAGGGACGUCUGUACGCUGGCACUAUGCGGUUGGAAUCGAUGGGAGAUAUUUUUGAUCAAAAAGAAGGAAAAUUCUAUCGAUUCGAUGGAAAUGUUGGUGGAAAAUUCUACGAACAGAAGCGUGACAUAAGUAUCUCCAACGGAUUGACAUGGGAUGAACAGACGGGCAAGUUUUAUUACAUUGAUUCUGCGGCGCGCGAUAUAAAAGAGUUUGACGUGUUGGAAAAUGGCGAUUUAAGGAACGAAACUGUUCUGUUUGAUUUGAAAGUUGGCGGUAAAAAUCCUGACUUCGUCGCGGAUGGGAUGACUAGUGAUGCGGAUGGAAAACUGUUCGUUGCCACCUGGGGUGGAUCAAAGCUUCUGAAGAUAAAUCCAAAGACGAAAAAAGUUGAACAGGAAAUUCCUAUUCCUGCGAAACAAGUAACAUCGGCGGCGUUUGGAGGUCCUAAAUUGGAUGAGCUGUUCGUAACUACUGCCCAUACUAACAAUCAAGACGCACCGGCAGGAGCGCUAUUCAAAGUGUCCGGUUUGGGUGUGAAAGGAAAGGAAAUGUAUAAAAUGAUCCUCAAGGAAUGAGGCAGUGGUUUUUAUCUUUCAUUCAAUAAGGCAAUAAACAUAUUGGUGCUAGUCUAGUUUGAAAAAUA